CCUCCUUGCAUUCAACCCUUGGCCUUUCUGCUUUUUAACAGACUUCAAGUGAACGACCAGUUGAAUAUAGACUACUCCUCCUCAUUUAAAUCCCGGGUUUAUGUAUAUUUCUCUCACAAAGUGAGCAAGAGCAAAUCGUGAAAAUUUCGGGAGCAAAGCUACCAGUGUGCCUUGGGCAUCUGCAAACUUCCCUUUGCUGCGAUUGAACAGCCACAUGCAGUCCAGCCUUGCGCCAACGCACCUCAAGGAGGCCAAGGAGGCAGUGAGAACACCGAGCAGCCUUGCUCACCGAUGAGAAACAUUGCAACUCCCCACACAAAUAUGAAUCCUUUAGAUCCUUUCUCAGCGCUAUCCGUCGCUUCAUCCGUCGUGAAAUUCCUUGACUUUAGCUGUCAAGUCGUCUCAAAAGCGAGAGACCUAAACCACUCUGCCGAUGGAGUCUCUAUCGACCAUGCACAGUCUGAGGCCGCGGCAAAGCGUCUGGCUAACUUGGCGGAGGGAAUGAGAGCGUCGCUGCAACUGGGCAGCGCAACAAGUGCCGUUUCUGGCAAUGAGUUCGUUCUGGUUUUCCGUCAUGCGCUGCCGGAAGACAAGGCUAUCAAAGUCUUGUGCACUAGCUGCAUUGAGAUAUCAAAUCAACUGAUUGACAAAUUUGGCAAGCUUCGAGUUACGGCGGGGACUAAGCACAGGAGGUGGAAGAGUUUGCGACAGGCUUUGAAGAGUGUGUGGUCGAAGAAGGCGAUCGACGACAUUACGCGAAAGCUCAAUAGCUAUCGGAAGGAACUUGAAGGACAUGUGCUUCUCUCCCUGAGUACAAAGCUUCGAGACUUUCAGCUUGCUCAAGAUGAGCGCUUCUCUAGCCUCGACGAGAGGACGCAGCAGAGCACUCAAAUCUUGGCAUUAACUUCGCAAGAAGCCCAUUUCAAGCUGGACCAAGUCCUCCAGCGAACUUCUGCAGAGAACUUGCAGUUGAUGCAAAAUGAAAGCCAGAAGUUUGCCAUUGCAAGGGAGCUGGACCGGAGAGUUGAUUCCAUGAUACUUGAAAGUUUGAGAUUCUCAGCCAUGAAUUAUCGCCAAGAAGACAUCUGCAAGCCUUACCAGAACACGUACAAGUGGGUCUUGAAAGAUACCGACCACAUCUCCCAUAGCCCGUGGAGCAGUCUUGUUCAGUGGCUUCGGUCCGGCAAUGGAGUAUAUUGGAUGAAUGGCAAAGCUGGAUCUGGGAAAUCAACAUUGAUGAGAUAUGUGUAUGAAAACUUGGUGACACGUGCUCUGCUACGUUCCUGGGCACAAGGAGGUGAGCUUCAACUUGCUGCAUUCUUUUGUUGGUACAGCGGGUCGACAGAGCAGCGGUCAAAAUCAGGACUCCUCCGGUCUCUGCUUUACGAUGUGCUUCUGCAGCACCGCGAGUUGAUUCGGACGGUCUUUGCUGAUGAGUGGAUGGAGCAGAGGUCUCUCUGCUACUCUGGAAGCUUGAACGUGACCUUUACGUGGCAUGUGAAAAGGCUCCAAAGAGCAUUCGUUCAACUUGCGCAGUCAGCCGAUGGUCGUAUGAAGAUGUGCUUCUUCGUCGAUGGGCUUGAUGAAUGCGAUGCAGCGGACCAAGACAACUUAAACGAAGAACACUAUAGUAUCGCACAGCUCUUCAAGGACAUCAGCGUCUCGCCAAAUGUUAAGGUCUGCUUGUCGAGUCGACCAUGGUUGGUGUUUGAACAAAUCUUUAGCGGCUUUCCGGGGUUACACCUUCAGGACCUCACACGAGAUGACAUUCGGGUCUUCGUCUUCGACAAGUUCAAUUCGAGCCAGAAGAUGCAACAACUAGCAAGAAUUCAUCCUAAGUUGUACGAAGAGUUUGUCACAGAAAUAAUAACCAAGUCUGAUGGGGUGUUCCUAUGGGUCGAUUUGGUCGUUAUGUCGCUGCUCAGGGGACUUCAAAACCAAGAUGAACUGCCUCAACUCCAGGAAAGACUUAGAGGGCUCCCAACAACCUUGGAAAAGCUAUUUCAGCAUAUGUUGGACAGAGUAGACCCGAUAUACCUACCGGAAGCGUGUCGAAUACUUCUAAUAUAUGAAUCUGCAUCGAGGCACGCCCCACGUGUAACGCCUUUGGAUCUGGACCUUGCCACUACAGUAACUCAUCAAGAAGUUUUAUCAAGAUAUGAAAAGCCAAUGGAAGUACCAGAAAUAGCUUUCAGAGUCCAUCGGCUCUCAACGAAGCUCAAAACACAUUGUCUCGGGUUGCUCGAAGUUCAUGAUAAUUCGGGUACUCUACCAGAACGACACGCAAUCAGCUGA
Messenger RNA from Hyaloscypha bicolor E, 2295 nucleotides. RefSeq lists its product as uncharacterized. The transcript is spliced from 3 exons. NCBI's taxonomy places the organism in Eukaryota, Fungi, Ascomycota, Leotiomycetes, Helotiales, Hyaloscyphaceae. The coding region runs from base 292 to 2295 and encodes 667 amino acids. The record is from RefSeq and is a predicted model, not a curated record.